AUGUGGGCGUCGAACAUGUUCGCAUGCAAGACGUCUGAUCCAGAUAUUGUCCAGUACGUUGUGGAACUCCCGAAGGUGACGCCCAGCACAGACACGCAGGUCGCGUCCAAGAGGGUUCGCGCCCUGCACUGCAUCCAGAGGGUGAUCGACGCCAUGUUCAGGGACCCGAGUCUCGGCGAUCAGUUGUGGAGAUUCAUCGACGCCAGGCUGGUGGAGAGGGCCCCAACCCCGAGCGUGCAGCCCAUUUCCAACUUGUACGCUACGGUCAAGGUUUCCUGCGAACUGUCCCUGCCGAGCCCUCCCACGAAGCUCAUGCUGGAGAAGACCCACGACAGGGACGGCAUGGCCAUCAACGACAUGUUCGGCCAGCAUUUCCAGGUCAACGGCCCCGACAAGAUCCCGUCGGGAACGCCAGUCAACGUGCUGAUCCAGGCCAUGCGGCAGAGGGCGAUCGACGUCGGCUGUCGGCGGGAGCCCCUCUUCGAGAGAGCAGUCAACGAUGAUGGCCUUGUCGGUUGGGGUGUGGCUCCUCUGUUCACCUUCGAGUGUGAGUAUAAUCGCCUCGCACGGGUGACUCACGUGCCCUCUGGUGACGUCGCGCACGUGCCCGCCGAUGGCGAAUGCACUAUUAACUUCGACCUCCAGGUCUACAGCUGGGACGCCGUUGCGAAGUUCACCCGCAAGAACUCUCUGCUCAUCGGGAAGGACUGGUUCCCAGCCAUGCGCGGCCCAAACGCCUGGGCCCUCGACCAGAAGGGCGAGAUGCUCACCCCCCUUAUCGCGGCCAUCAAGUCGGCGUUCGAGCGGAGGUUUCUCGACUUGCACAUGCUGGUGGGCCGCCCUGAGGACGCCGGGCUGUAG
Messenger RNA from Prorocentrum cordatum, 861 nucleotides. The record is from the annotation of a GenBank genome assembly. Lineage: Eukaryota; Dinophyceae; Prorocentrales; Prorocentraceae.